AUCCCCUUCAUGCUGCUUGGAUAAAUGUGUAUGUUAGGCCGGUCUUUCACUAAACAAGGUUUAUUCAUGAAUAGAGAACAAAAGAACAAAAGUGUUUAACAACAUAUAGCAUUAUGUUAAGAGCAUAAAACAGCAGCUAUUUUACAGUUAUACUAACAAACAACUUUUUUUGCGUUUUUGUUCACAUUAAGCAAUGAGAGAAAUACAGGCCUAGUUUUAAAUUUGUCCUGGCCAAAGUGAAAUUUAAAACGAGACAAAAUAUGACAAAAUUCAUCAGGUAAAAGUAGUCCAUAAUGUUCUUGUCAAAAAGCUAAACACAUUUUUCUUUUUUCCUUCUAACACUUGACAGUUCCACAAUAACAAAGUGUUGGUCUUAUUAGAGCCCUUAGAGUUAAUUGAAACAUAUAUAUUCAUAUAUUUGGUAAGGUAAUAACCCCACCUUUUCCUUGCAAAUAAUGGAAUAAAAACAAACAAACUUGAAGGAACCAACACAAAUUCCCAUUGUAAGAGUGCACAGAUUGCUCGGUUGUUCUUUUUAUGAAGCAUAUUAUUAUCUGUUGGUGUGUCUCCAGCAAGUGAGAACCAUUUAAAUUAUAUAAAUUAUAUAAAUUACUUAUGUAAAGUAUUAUUGUAUCCUUCUAAUGAAACGUGGUUAUUCCAGGGUUGCCUUUUAUCUCUUAAGUGUUUCACUCUACAUGUUACGUUUUAUGCCUGGAGUUGAGUCUCUGGGCUAAAUCACGACAUACUGUAUAUUGAUCAUAUAGUCAAGCCAUUCAUAUGGAUAAAUAUGGAUUUGUGUUCACACUCCGGAGCAGCAGAGGGCGACAAUGAAGCAACUCGAGCUUUUCAUGUCAUGUGACACAACACGGAACUCGCUGGUGUGCAGCUGGAUGUUGGAUGUCCGCGAGAAGAACAUUAAUUUUAAAUUUAACGUUUACUGCGUGCAAUGACUUUGGAAAGAGUUAUUGAGUUUGAUAUUUGAGCGAUAAUGGCGGUGAGCUGGGCCGAGAGGACUUCUGCUUUCUCCCGCAGUCCGUCCCGCUUCCUCUCCGGGACUACAGCGGAGGCUUUCCUUGCCGAGCUGCUCCGUGAGCUCCGGGAUGACAGAGCCAGCUACAGUGUCAAGGUCCUCUUGCUGUCCCCGCUCUGCGAGCACCCGACCCUGCUGUGUCCCUCAGACUCUGUGGGAGAGGAGACGGCGCUGGAGCUCAUGUCAGUGUUCACCCAGUGUCCCCAGUGUCCCAAAUCCGUCCAGUUUCAUUGUCACCUCCUCCUAGCUCUUACUUCUGUCCUCGUCUGCACUUCCUGUGUGAAUGGCCGCUCCCGUGCAUCUCAAGACUUCCUGGACCUACUCCUCCAGAUAGCCCAGGACACCGGUGACCUCCACGGUGACGGGGCUCUGCGCUCUCUGCGAGCUACGGCGUGUGACUGCCUGCGGGAGCUGGAGGCCUGCUGCCCCGGCCUUCUCUCACAGCGCCUCGAGCUCUUGGGUGGGCUUCGGCACAAAGAAACCUCCAAGCUCCACCAGGCCUAUGCAGGACUUCACACUCUGGUGAUAAGAAACGCUGUGUAUCAGCUUGCCCAGGAAACAGGAGCAGGUGCUGAUCAUCUUAAAGCUCUUCUAGGAGGAAAUACAUCUGUUGCAUGGGAAGCAGAGCAGGACUCAGACCUGAUGAAUAACAAGGACUCAUCCAUACUGUCUUCCCUCAUCCUGGGCCCAAUGAGUACAGCCCCCACUCUCCAGACUGGGCCUGACUGCAAGGAGUUACGCUCAGUCCUGUCCUCCCUCCUGGAGGAGUCCUACCUCCUCACUCCUCUAUGUCAAGCUGCACUGCUACAUAGAUUGAUAGAGGUGGUCGCCAUGGUGCCUGGUGUCCCGCCUGCCAUCUUCAGAGCUCAACUGCUGCGACUGCUGGGCACAAGCGAGGUUUGCCUCCUUCACAGCACUCUACUGAUGAAGUGUGCGUUCACUGACAGCCUGUUUAGUGCAGAGGACGAAGCUUUCAUCCUCAAACGGCUGGUCGUCCUCUCGCAGCACCCACUGCUGAGUACACCCGAGAAGCUUUUCUACAUGGACUGCAUCCUGCACUUUCCUGAGAACCGACCAAUCAGCUGUGGCGAUGGCGAUGAGUCCCUCCCCGUGCUGCUGACUCCCCAACUAUCCUCCGCUCUGCUGCCUACUGUAUUCAACGACAGCGCCACCAUGCUGGCCCGCCUCAACCUGCUGUCUCUGGUCUACCUGGAGGAGGGGGAGGGGGAGGGGGAUGGGGAGGAAGGCAAGGGGCUGGCCUACCUCUACGAACACCUCACCUCGCUGCUCCGCAUCGUGGAGAACGGAGGCAGCAGAGAGAUUGUCGUCACCUUCUUCAGAGCUGCCUUCCUCUUUCUCUACUACUUCUGCCAGGUGGAGAGCUACUCCAAAGGCCUGACCGAGAAGCUGUGUGAGCUCUACCUCCGACACACCCACCUGGCCCUGCACCUCAUCAACCUGGCCGACCAGACCCAGGACAGGCUCUCAGAGUCUAACUGGGCUGUCGAGCUCCUCCGGGCCCUGCAGGGGGUCAUCACAGAGGCCCCGCUCGCCCAGCUUACCUUGCAAGACUUCAGCUGGCACCUCAAGAUGCUGUCUCGAGUGGCAGAGGAAGGAGAAAUCCCUCAGUGCAGCACCCUCAACUUCCUGUCCAGCAUCAUCACUCCUUCUUCCUCCUCGCUGUGCGUGAGCGGUGACUGGCGCCUAGGGAACAGUGUUCUGGGGGUUUGCCAGCGCCUGCUGGUACACCCCACCCUGGACUCGCUGCUCAUACCUCUUGCCGACAUCCUGCAGCAUCUCGCCUGUCGCUACGGAGACACAGACAUCCAGGACCACGCCCGCCUCUACUACACCCUUCUCACCACUCUGUCCAGGGAGAAGCUGGCCGGGGUGUUGGCGCAGGGAGCAAGCGAGGGAGGGCGGCAGGUCAAGAAGCGGUCUCUGUCCUGCAUCAUGGCUGAGAGCGAGGGGCUGACAGGCGUGCUAACCGUUCACCAGACGGAGAAACCGAUAUUCAGGCUGGUUGAGCUGGAUGAUUCUGAGCUACGAGAAGAAAAACAGACCAAUCACGAAAGUGACUUGAACACAAAUGAGACGCAGAAAUGUCCAGGUGAGGCGAGCGCAGCAGCGGAAGCCUACAGAGCCCAGUUCCACCACCCUGGCUUCCCCUCAGAGAUCACCUUACACUACCAGCUGACUCACACUGACGCUCACGACUCUCGCUUCGAUCAGCUCUUCAGCAUCCGCCUGCACUUCACCCUCACAGACGACCACUAUGAAGAACUCUGCGACAUCAGUGUGCCCUGUCUGUUCAGAGAGAGGCCGUCACCCGUGGUGAAACUGAGACUGAAACCAAGGCGGCCUUACCCCACCACCCUCCACGCCAGCGCCAUCUUCACCACCCAGGACGGGCUCUCCUGGCACACCCUCCUGCCAGACGUCCAUGUGUCUUUCCAGCAGGCCUUCAUGCCUUUGCCUGCUCCCACAACUUGGGGAACAGGCAGCAAAUUGAACGUGUUCGAGGGACUGUGGGAUGAAAUCUGCUCAGAGAGCGGGGAGAAGGAUCAGGCCGACUGCACUACCAGUCUGUUUUGUUGCCAGCUGGAGGAGGCAGCUCUUGGGGCCUUGUUGGAAAAACACUUCCUCCCCUACCUUAUAUCAGAUCCGUCCCAUGAAGAAGAAUUCAAAGUGCUUUUCUUCCUCCCCCCGCGCUCUCAUAUGCUGCUGAAGAUCAGGUCCAAGGAGGAUGCUGUUCACUUCAAUAUCGCCACAGAUAACUGGCAGCUUCUGCCUCACACGAGCUCUUUUCUACUGACUGUUACAUCCUCGCAGGAAGACAGAUGACCAUGAUGCAUCUUACCAGCUUGUUUUUAAAAUUAAAUAGCUGACUUUUACCAAAAAUCAUCCGUUGUUUGUCAGCGCUUUAAUAAUUCAAAUGUACUUAAAAUGAUAUUAUAGAAGACAGUUGAUUUAAAAUAAAAUGAUUGCACUUUAA
Molecule: messenger RNA, 4025 nt
Organism: Thunnus maccoyii (southern bluefin tuna)
Lineage: Eukaryota; Metazoa; Chordata; Actinopteri; Scombriformes; Scombridae
Gene: ap5b1
Product: adaptor related protein complex 5 subunit beta 1
Exons: 3
Coding region: 989-3874 (961 amino acids)
Biological process (GO): endosomal transport
Cellular component (GO): lysosomal membrane; AP-type membrane coat adaptor complex
Source: RefSeq, a predicted model, not a curated record